Sordaria macrospora k-hell is the source of this 4107-nucleotide messenger RNA. RefSeq lists its product as uncharacterized. Gene Ontology annotation, biological process: protein phosphorylation; p38MAPK cascade. Lineage: Eukaryota; Fungi; Ascomycota; Sordariomycetes; Sordariales; Sordariaceae. The record is from RefSeq and is a predicted model, not a curated record. Gene Ontology annotation, cellular component: cytoplasm. Gene Ontology annotation, molecular function: ATP binding; MAP kinase kinase kinase activity.
AUGGCCAGCGAGCUUUCUCCCCGUGCUGUGCGCUUCUCGCAGACGGACGAUGAGCCGAUUGCCCGGCCCGACAAGCACAAGACUGUGUCCCGACCGCAGAUUUCCCAUGGCAACGAUUCGGACAAUUCCAAUUCCUCACCCGACGCCCACGAGGAUCACCACAUCCGGGAGCAGAUUGACGAGCUGGGUUCUUUGAGCCGAUAUGUCGACAAUCAUGCUGGCUCGGUCCCUUCUCUGGUGACCGGGUCCCUGACCAGCUCCCUACCUCUACAGGUGACCAAUGGAUCGAGCAGUCGCCGCGGUGCUAGCUCCGAGACCUAUGCCAAUGGGACUCCGUCGCGACCACAGCGCCCCACCGCCCCUGCCAGGACGCCCUCCAACACAUAUCAGCCCUACAACCAGCGCAGGCCCCCACAAGGCCCGCCUUCGUCCUAUAUGGGCAACGGGCCCCACGCCCGCGACGGCUCCAGACCACGCCCCUUGAACGGCACCUCGACCUUCAGGGCCCAGGAGAGAGAGUAUGUGCGCCGAUUACGUCAACAGGACUACAACAGCGACUACUUCGACGCUUACGGCUCCGGUGAGCAAUACGAUUCCGACUCGGAAGGCGAAACGCCAUCUUCCGAGGGCCCGUUCGACAGCUACGAUGAUGCGCAUAUCAUGUUCGUUAAUAACGAGGACAUUCAGAUCACCGAGGAUGACCUGAGAGACCCCGAGAGCCGCGAGAGAUUAGAAUGGCACGGCAUGCUUGAGGCUGUGCUCACCGGUGAUGUCGUGAGGCAAGAGAAGAAGCGUCUCAUCGGCUCCAACGACGAGGAAUUUGCAAAGUCAGCCCACAAUGUAGAGCUAUGGCUUGGGAUCCGGGCCAGGUUAUGCGGUAGGCAUCUGCCAGUCCAGAAGAGGGUUGUGGAAGACGCCCGUGCAGCGCUGGACCGAUCCAUCAACGACAUCAUCAACUUUGCGAUUGCUGGAGAGAGCGAGGCAGGGAAGCCGCCAUUCGAGCAGGUUCGCGACGUGGUCAACAAGAUCGAAAAGAUCGAGAGCCUCUAUCCGUCCAGUAGGGAACUCAUGACCGCCCUCAAGCCUGGUGUUUAUUCCGCCUAUCAGGAGACAUGCGACGCGGUGAUAUCAUGGUACAACGUCAAUGAGAUGAUCAACACGGAGCUGUCGAUCCUGAAAAAGUGGGUCGGCAACGAUGCUCUGGACUUCUCCCGCACCAAGGAAAAGUCGCCUAGUGGGAACGGCCUCAGUGACGAAUCAUCUUUCCUCGAUCGUCUCAUGAAGGAGGAGGGUCUCAAGUCAUUACACGAAGACAACGGCUCGGAACCGAAAAGCUUAAAGAAGAAGAGCAGGCUGGAUGGCAUCUCUCGCGUCAUCACCAAGGCUAAGGAUACGCUCAUCGAGAAUGCCGAAGCCUUCCAGAAGCGCCAUCUCCCCCCAUACAUUGAGGAGUUGCUCACCCUCAUCAGCUUCCCAUCCCGACUCAUCGAGGAGAUCAUCAAGAUGCGGUUAGCUUACGCCAAGAAGAUGAAGGACUCGGCACAACAAAACCCCAUGAUGCAAGAUCAAAUGAUCGCACAGUUCCAGGUUCUCCUGAAGCUCGCCAUCAAGAUCAAGUGCGAGUAUAUGGAAAUUGCUCGCCCGGAGCCCGGUUGGGACUUGCCUCCAUGUAUCGAUGAGGAUUUCGACCGUGUCAUCCUGGAUGCCCUCAAGUACUAUUUUAAGCUGUUGAACUGGAAGCUCAGCGGCAACAAGAACACCUUCAAGGAGGCCGAACUGCUCUUCCAGGAGUGGGGUUUCGGAAACGAAAUCGGGCGUUACUUGACACACGGCGACGUGGAAGUCGCGGAACAGUUCAGUUCUCUAACCUUCAAGGCCUGGAACCGUCUGAGCCAGACUUUUGAAAAGGAGCUUCAACGAAGGCCGAAAGAGAGCGUGGCUGAGAUGACGAAGCGGUAUAAACAAAUUCUAGACUCCGUCCGAGUUCGGCAGCGAAUGCUGCAGCGUUUCUCCAGGAUGUUGAACGACAACUAUGAGAAUGCAUGCGAUUACACCAUCGCUUUUGAUACUCAGCGGCUCCAGGAACUUUUCGACCGCCUGAUGGAAACGGGCCAUUUCCAGGUUUACAGUGGCAGUCCGGAGCACAAAGACAUACUCAUUAUUGCCUCCCCGACACUUCUUAAUCGUGACGAUGAGAUCCAAGUGCUGAUGGGUACCUUCUCAUAUGAGGCUGCCAUUGAGGAUCCAUCUGACCCCUACCUUCUCCUCAUCAAAGCCGAAAAUUCACCACAGUGGUUUGGGCCAAUCCAUAACCUCAGAGUCCGCGAUGAGCCUUUGGACAUCAAGUUGGGACAUAUGCGACUUAUCGCCGGCGGCUGCCAACCCAGACUGUUGAGUGCGCGCAAGGCCUUCAUCGAGGCGAUUGAUAUGCAGAUCGACCCAGUCGUAGAGCAGCGGUCAAACUUGCAAAAGGUCAACAUCAGGCUGAUGGAGAUCCGCAAGGUUGCCUUCAAGCUCUCGAACGCUUUCAUGGACAGUGUGGAAGCCAUCCGCCGACAGACACGGGGUCUCAACUGCCAAGAACUAAUACAGACGUGCUUCAUCUUCGCAACCGAGUUCGGUCAGCGGUCUUUGCUGUACAUGGACAAUAACCGACGCACGAUGAACAACCUGAAACUGACCAAGCUUGCCUUGGACUGGGUGAGCUUCAUCUGCGACGACUGCAUCUCCUCAGAUCGGAAAACCUUCCGUUGGGCCGUGCAGGCUCUCGAGUUUGCCAUGGGCAUGACGCGUGGAAGACACAUACUAGCCCUCGGCGAUGAUGAGUAUGCGAGAUUGAGGGCCAAGGUUGCUGGGUGUAUGGCGCUCUUGAUUUCUCACUUCGACAUUAUGGGUGCCAGAUCUAGCGUGGCCGCCCAGGCGGAGAAGCAACGCUUGGAAGGCCUCGUCAAUCAGAUCAAGCGCCUCAACAAGGGUCAAAUGUUGGAUGACAAUGAAGCAGCCAAAUACUACCAAGAACAUCGCCUGGAAGAGCUAGCAAGAGUGGACAACUACAGAAAGGAGAUUUUGCUGCAACAAUCUGCCAUGGGCAGAGUCUUGGAAGCUUCUAACGAGGUGGAUCGGUCACUUGCGUGGCUCUCCUCGACAGCGACCAACUUCACCAUGAGAUGGCAGCAAGGUCACUUUGUGGGUGGUGGAACUUUCGGCAACGUGUACGCGGCUGUGAACCUUGAUACCGGUCAGCUGAUGGCCGUGAAGGAGAUUCGCCUGCAAGAUCCUAAACUGAUCCCCAGUAUUGCUGGUCAGAUCAGGGAUGAAAUGCGGGUUCUGGAGACGGUCGAUCACCCCAACGUGGUUUCUUACUACGGUAUCGAGGUCCAUCGAGACCGCGUGUACAUGUUCAUGGAGUUCUGCUCCGGAGGCUCUCUUGCCAACCUGUUGGAGCAUGGCAGAAUCGAGGAUGAACAGGUUAUCAUGGUUUACGCGUUGCAGCUUCUGGAAGGUCUUGCGUACCUUCACGAGUUGAAGAUUGCUCAUCGCGAUAUCAAACCAGAGAAUAUCCUCCUCGACCAUAACGGCAUAAUCAAGUAUGUCGAUUUUGGUGCGGCCAAACUCAUCGCCCGCCAGGGACGGACGUUAGUACAAGACCUCACCAGCACCAAGCCCAACAAGUCGAUGACAGGCACGCCCAUGUACAUGUCGCCCGAAGUGAUCAAGGGUGAGAAUCCCGGUCACUUCGGCGCGGUUGACAUUUGGUCUCUCGGCUGUGUCAUCCUCGAGAUGGCGACUGGCCGAAGGCCAUGGGCCAACCUGGACAACGAGUGGGCCAUCAUGUACAACAUUGCCCAGGGCAACCCGCCCCAGCUGCCCAGUCAAGACCAGCUCAGCCCUCAAGGGAUCGACUUCCUGCGACGCUGUUUCAUCCGGGAUUCCACCAAGCGCGCGACCGCCAUGGAGCUGUUGCAGCACGAGUGGAUCAUGACCAUCAGGAACAGAGUUGUCGAGCCCGCCACCCCUAGUAGCGACGCAGGUUCAACGACGAGUCAAGGCAUGGUCAACCCAGCAAAUUCUUCACGGAGCAGCUUCCCCGGCGAUGGGAUGUACUGA